UUUAGUUUGCAAAGUGAUAUGUCAGUGGCUGCUUAAUUAGGAGUCUGCAACCCUCCUUUCUCAGAUGCUGCUGCUUAUUAAAUGUUCCCUGAUUGGGAAUAAUCAGAUGUCAUUGGUAGAAUAGUUGCCUUUGGUCCGAGUGAAAGGACUUUACCACCUCUAACUUGGAGUUAUGGCAGCAGGCUUGGACCCCAGAGGUUAGGGCUAAGGACAUAGGAGACAAACAGCCUUUUAUUCUCCUUCCAAGGCAGGUGCUGUCAGUGAGGAGUGUUGUUGCACUCUGUGGCCUAGGAGAGGAAAUGUUUCACCAUCGCUGCCUGUGUAUCCCACUCAGGGUGCUUCCUGGGGUUUCUCAGAAAGAAGUGCAAGAACAGAAGAAAUUAGCUGUAUACAACAAGAUGCAGGAGUCUCUGGAAGUGACCCUUUCCAGCAAGCAAGAGGAGGAUGAGAAAGACCAGCCUGCUGAGAUGGAGUACCUUAACUCUCGCUGCGUCCUUUUCACUUACUUCCAGGGAGACAUUGGUUCAGUAGUGGAUGAACAUUUCUCAAGAGCUUUGAGCCAAGCCAGUAGCUUCAACCCAGAAACUGCCCUCACCAAGAGCAAGGCAGGGCUAAGUCCAUUGUGGAGAGAAAACUCAACAAUUUCAGGCCAAAGGAGCAGUUUUCCAACUUCAUUUUGGACCAGCUCUUAUCAGCCUCCCCCACCACCAUGCUUAAGUGGAGUACACCCUGAUUUCCCCGUUACUGCACCAGGCACCUUCCCAACACCAGAUCCCAGCAGCUGGCCAGGACACAGCCUUCAUCAGACUGCCCCACCUCCUCCCCCUGCUGCAUCUGAAUCCUGGCAUUAUCCUUUAGCAUCUCAGGUGAGCCCUUCGUAUGCACACAUGCAUGACGUAUACAUGCAUCGCCAUCACCCUCAUCCACACAUGCACCAUCACCAUCCCAGUUCGCACCGCGACCCCCGGUACGGGUCCCUGCUAAUGCCUUCAGUACGUGCAGCCAGGAUUCCUGCUCCCCAGCGUGACGUGACUAAGACAGAUCCUGCUGCUGUCACCAGCGCUACCUCAGCAUGGGCUGGAGCCUUUCAUGGAACGGUGGACAUUGUGCCAAGUUUUGGGUUUGACGCAGGUCUACAGCAUCAGGACAAGAGCAAGGAAACUUCCUGGUUCUGAAGUUUAGAUAUAACUUAACUCCAUCUAGAGCUGGAGUCAGCGCAGCUGGGCAGGCAAUAUAACCGUCGUUGACUCCUUCUGCAUGGGGCAAAGGACACACAUGAAGAUGAAGAGCCAACCAUUCUGGUUUUGCUAUUGAGCCUUUUAUUUUUAAGGCCACUUAUGGGUCCCACAGAGUUGGAAAACAAACAAACAGACAAACUCGCUUUUCUUUCUUUCCUCAUCUGAGCCUGCUGCAGCUGGGCAACCUAACUCCUUUCUGCUACUUUAACAGUGUUUUGUUUUGUUGAGCUUGAUAUUUUUAUGAACAGUUUUAAUUGUCAGGAAAAAAGACUCUCCCUUGACUACAGUGCGCCUCCUUUCAGGAAUACAUUAUUUUGUAGCUCUUUGUGCAUCUAUUUUUGUAGAAAUACAGAAAGUUUGGGUAAGGAUUGAUGGGCUAUUUUAGGAUGACAUAUUUUUUUAAAAAAAAAAUUGUAAAAUUGUUAAGUUCUGUUUAAAGAACUUGCUCUCAGAGAAGCACUGGCAAAAAAAAUGUAUAAAAUGCUAUUUUUAGAUGUCUGUGAUGUGUUUGUGCAUUUUGGGUUUGUUUUUUUUUUUUUUUGUUACCUCAAAUAUCUAUCUUUCCCUUCUUUUUAAAGAGCUAAACCUUCCUUCUUUCCACAUUACUAGAUCUUGAUGUUUUCGUCCUCUAGUUCUAGCUUAAGCAAGUAUAAUUCACACCUAAAGUUUCAGCCAAAUAUUUUUCCUGCUGGUGUUAGAUUCUAGUAAGGGUGUGUUUCUUCAUGUUUCUAAAGACAGCUUUGUGCUGUACUGAUUGUCAGAAAUUUGCAAACACCUUUAGCAUGGAGCAAAGCCUGGGGUUACAGAAACUGCAUUUCCAACCCAUCCAUUCUUUCAAAAUGGACCAAAUACUUCUAUGGAUUUUUUAUCUGACCUGAGUUUGGACCUCAUCCAUGAUCCACAGAAGCUGAUGAAUGCAGUCGCCUAUGAGUUGUGUUUCAGAUGCUCAUAGUGAUUGUAACUACUAACAUACUCAUAUUUUAAGUCGCGAGGCAGGACUUUCCACUAAGUUAUUUCAAGGGUUUUAAUCUGUAACAUGAAUGUUUAGAAUAGAAAUGUAAAUUCUAUAAAAAUGUGUGACUUGCAGAAACAAAAUGUUUUCAAAUGGCCUGAUCAGUCUGCUGAGCACUGCAUGGGAAGAGUUGAAACUUUCAACACUUGUUGAUUUCAAAAUCUAGUUGCCUAACCUAAGAUUUUUUGGGGGCCUUGUGGGACCCCAGCUACAGCUCUUGAAUGUCAUAGGAAGUUGUAUGUGCUCAGCAUGCACAAAAGCUAGGCUUUGCUGCUGUAAGGGUAAGAAUGAACUGGGAAAUUAUAUGGCCACAUCUAGCCACAGCACACUGCAAAGUGUUUGGGAAACCCCAUUUCUGUCCUGGGCCUUGAGUCUGACCUGAUUAAUAAUGACUUUAGUUGAAGCCAAGCGGGAGGAGGAUCCAGCCCUGAAUAAGGGCUACAAGAUUGCCAUCAACAGCCCAUGUCCUGCAAUGGGCUGCUGGUGGAUCAGCCUCCAGGCCCAGCAAGGUGGUGGUAACUCCAGCAACAUGACAGCACAUGCUUAGGUGAGACCUAAGGAUCAGGAUCAGGGCCUGGGUUGCCAAAUCCUGGCUAUUGCUUGGAAAUGUUGCCUUUCUAUUCUGUUUACCUUCAGUGAAUGAAUAUUUUUGGGAUCCUCCUGUAGUAUUUUCCAAGGCUCUCAUAACAUAUUAUUUCUGUUAUCAUUGUUUUCAGACGUAACUGUCUAAAAGGCAAACCAGCUACAUGGAGAUCAAGACCAUAGACAUCAAGACAGAUUUAAAAAAAUAAAACACUUUUAAGGCAGUGAACAUUGUGAAUGUAGGCUUGUCAGGUGGACACCACAUGGGUGUGUGUGAAAAGGGAGGGGGAGUGUUGGGAUGUGUCUGCCAGUCUGAAAUUCAGGCCUUCCUCCCUGCACUGCUUCUCUCCAAGCUUUUGAACUUGAUCCUAUGAGGUGCUGAGUUCUCCUUUGACAUGAGAGGGCUUGAUAUGCUGGCACUGUGGGAAGUAGGAUUAUAUCACAGUUUGGUAAGACCCUUAAUCAUGUAUCUUGCUGAUAUGAUGUUUGAGACAGUGUAAAACUGUUGAAGGGACUAUUCUUAAAUAUUACUUAAAAAUAAUAGGGUUGUUGUUAGUUUGUUGGGAUGCUGAAUUAAAUAUUAUUCUCCCCCAGCCCCACCUCUUGUCCUUAUAGUCUAUCAGCAUUUCUUCCUUAAGGAGUUUCACUCUCAUGACAGUUCUAUAUAUUGUUGCUGCUCUGGUGGAGCUAGCUUCUCGGUUUGUCAACGAAUUAGUAACGGAAUGGGAAAAGUGCAUGGAAAGGAAGGUAACAAAAGCCUUCAUGGCUUAUUUAUUUAUCAGGACAGUGUAAUUCAGGAAACAUCUCAGGAAUAUGAGUUCCUGAGAUAGAUUAAAAAUUGGGAAUUAUUACAGUAUUAGAAAUACUGGAAAAGAAAAAAAAAGAGAGAUUUUUUAUUAUUUAUUAUUUUCCCCUGAACUUGGCAAAGCUGGAAGGCAAAGAGGUAAUGUGUCACAAGAGAAACAAUGAGAAAAUUUGUAAUUUAACUAUUUGAACAUCGGAGAUUUUGGGGCAGAGGGAGCAAAACAAAAGGCAGUGUUUCUUUUAAUAUGUACUAUAUUUGACUUCCUGAAAUAGUUAAUGUCUAGCAAGAGCAGUCUGUUCAUUGUCUUUGUUUUUGCAAGCUCAGAUUGUGAAGGAUCUCCUCCUGUUCCAUGUAGUGUCAAAGCAGAAUGAGACAGGAACAAUCAAGCCUGAAGUUUGCACUGGAAUUCCUUUCUGGACUGUUUUAUUGAGUUGAUGGCUAAAGGGAGUGGAUAUGUGAUGAUUCUGUUGCUUCUUUCUUCAAGGACUACUGUCAUGCACUGUUUUGCUCAUCAGCUUCCACUGCUGAACUUGUGAUUGUGCUUAAAGUACUAGUAGUAAGUAUGUAAGGUUUUGGGAGACAAGUGCCAGUGAAAAACUGCUAUUUUCUACAGCUGUUCACACACACCAGUCAACUGACUUUGAAAGACAAAUUUCCUCAGUAACUAACUGUCCCCUGUACUAACAAAUGAGAUGAAAGUAAAAGCACGAGUACAGCACAGAAAGUAAAAGCACAAGCAGUAGCCCUUCUUAUAUGACCUGUGAUUUGAAUGACAGGAAAGAAAAAUGUCUUAUGACAAAUUUUUAAGUUAAAAUCAGCAGAUUUGCUUGUCUGUCAUGCGCACACAUAUACAUGCACACUAAUACACAUGCACAAAUGUUCUUAUGAGAAGCAGAUGCUAUGUUGGUAUUGCUCUUGAAGGAAGAGGGGAGUGCUCGCUCAUGAUGUUGCGGUUACAGCUUAUUGAUUGCAGUGAAAAAUAAUAAUAAUAAAAAAAAAGGAUGAUAAGGCCACUCAUGCUACCAAAGGGCCCUUAAAAUCAGGUCACAGGCAAGUUAUGUCUUAAUGUGUUACUCAAGGGCUUGUUUCAUUCUUUUUGUGUGUGGUGAAUUCCAAUGAUGUACUAAGAAAGUGAAUGAUUCAUUUUUUGAAGUCUUAUAAAAACAUGAUGUACUCUGACACUAUUUCUGGGAGAACAUAGGGAAACUAUUGUUUUAUUUCAAGAAAAUCUAAAUACUAACCUCUUAAAACUGUUCAAGAUUUUAUUUCAUUCCUAUUAAUGUUGAGAAAUCUGCUGUCAUUUUUUUUUCUUGUUUGCUUGAAGACUGGGAGUUUUCUACCUGAUCGCCAGUUUUUGAAAAGCAGAUAUCCAUCUUGUUUCAGCUGCAGUUUUCCCAUCCUAACAAGAUGAUGCAAUACUGCAGCUAUUGAACACCCAGCAGAUCUGAUUUCUGGUGAGCUGAAUAGGCUACACUUGACAGCAGUAAAAUGCACUUUGUUCUAAUUCCUCUCCUCACUAGUAACACAAAUUCAGUUAUUGGUUUUUCUGAUGCCUCUUUCACAGUGUGAAAGUCCUCAGUGAAUGUUAGGGUUUUCUCAACCUUCUGCUUCUCCUGCCUUGAACCAUGCUUUUGGGGAUGAAUCUCUUUGCAGCUUUCAGAGAGAGAGACUGAUUGCACAUCUCUUGAGAACAGAGGUUGUGGGAUGGAAGGGAAUGUUGUGUCUCCCCACCUGUACUUAUGAUCAAUUGCCUUGCACAUACGCAACCUUUCUGCUUCCAGCCUACUGUGUAUGUCUAGCUCUUCACUCCCAUUUCCUUAUGUAUGUGUAUAUAUUUACACACAUGGUUAUACCUAGUUCCCUCUAUUCCACCCUCAUACUUCAAAUUAAUUGAAAUUGAAAUGAAUCUCAUCUGACUGAAACAAACAACAAAAAAAAAAUAUUUUAUUGCAUUCUCCGUAACCUCAGGUGUGAAUGGAUUUUUUCCAUUCUUGUAAAAAAAAAAAAAAAAAAAAAAAAGUGAAAAAAGCAACCCCAUACCUCUAAGCCCAACCUUUCAAAAGCCCUGAUUUGUUUUACAGUUAAAGAUGACCAUGGAGUCAGCCGAGUUAUGUAGAGAGGUGCAAUAUGUUGCCUUUCAACAGAAAAACAUAUCAUGUUGAAUACAAUUCUUUUAAAUAAUUUCAGGUACAAUGUUUUUCUCCAUAUCAAUGGACCAUAUGUUUCUUUUAAACAGUUUAGAAAUAUAUAUAUAUAUUAAAUUGAUUUCUUGGCUUUAAUACAUUUGCCCUGGUGCUUUUAAAGGUUAUUUGAAUGACAAAUAUUAAUUGUGUGUGUAGAUUUUUUUUUUAAAGUUGAUGCAUGUUGUUUGGAACUGAAAUCUCAUGUAAAGCAGGAUAGUAUUUAAAAAUAAAUACUGCUUUUACAUGUUAGCCCUAUGGGCACAAUCAGACAGUUAUGAUGCAAGAAGAGUUCCCUUUAAAGCCUAAGGGACUCGUGCUGGGGUGAGGUCAAAAUCCCAGUCCCUGAAACAGGAAAGGCAGGAGGGGUCUUCUUGCAAAGGUUGAGCUGGUUGGUAAUGCUGUUAGCAAAGAUAAUGAUCUUCUCCAGCAUUGUAUGCUGAUGGUUGGGCAGCCACUACACAACGUUAAAAUUAGACUGUACUAGCAGGUUUACACUUGUCCCCUCUUACAUGGUGAACUGCAUGCCAAGGGGAAUUAAAGAUACCCCUGGAAACCUGUAUUUUAGCUGCUCUUGGUCUGCAGAGUGCAUGUAACCCUGUGGCUGUUCUUGCUCUUGUGGUCUCCAUGAUGGGACCAUCUCCAUCCUCCAAUGCCUGGAGUUCUCUGUGAACUUGCAGGGUGUUUUUAGCACCUAGUAGAGGUUGUUUAGAGACAGUGAUGAUUAAAACAUCACAGUUCUUAUGCACCCACUCAAAGGCACAAGCCUUCAAGAUGGAUCAGCUGUGCAUCAUUGAUGAUGGUCGUUACAGAAGCCCUAUUCUUGUUUCCCUCCCUCAGUGUCUGUGUAAGUCUUUGAUGGCAUUGAGAUCAUUGGGACCAGCCGUGAAUGCCUGAACUGCAGUCCAGCGUUGGCUGGCACAAAGUGGAGGCCCAGAGUCUGGGCCAACAUUAGUUAACACAAAUUGGAAUCCUCCUUGAUUCCAGUGGGCUUGGGCUCAGGUAACUAGUACCUAUUAUAAAACUUAUAUUUAUAGCAGUUGAGGUUUACAGUAAUCUAGUAAAGUAUCUGCAGAAGUAUGCUGCACUUUCUCUGCUUGCUGUUUGUAGCUGUCUUUUAAAUCCAUCUGUCAAAUCAGGGUUCCUCUCCUUCCCCACUUGAUUUCCAACCCUGCUUCCCUCAAAACUCCAUUGAACAUUUCAUCCCUCUCAUCAAAAUUGGUGGGGGACUUUGUAUAAAGAAAAAUGUCACUGUUUUAAUUACUGAAUAAAUAAUUUAAUGUGAAUUUUAUUGUUAUAUUUUUAAUGUAGCUUUUUUGGUUUGGUCUGUAUUUCUCAACAGUUAGCUAAUGCUUUUUUUUUAUUCUUAUGCAAGUGAAGAACUCAUAAAUCUCUUUGGAAAUUACAGCAUCCUGAGUAUCUAUUCUUUUCAAGAGAUUUAAUUUUUUACAGCUAAGGGUUUGUUUCCUAUUGAAAACACUAUAAAACAAGUGUUCUAAGAUGGCCCUCUGCUGAAAGUGGACAGAGUGAAAUCCUAGCAUAUAAGGAUAUAAGGAUUCCAGUUCAGAUGUUGUCAAUUGCUUCCUCUGUGAUGUCUUAUUUGUUUCUUUGUUUAUAUCUUUUUAAGUUGCCUUAGUACUAGAGGCUACUUUAAAAUCACACCUAGUAGAAUCACUACCUGAUGCUUCUUGGUUGUAUGAACCUUUUAAUUUUUGAAUUUUGUUGUUAUUUUGAUGGUCAUCAAGUAGAAAUUUUCCAUGAAAGUUAUUUACUCAAAUUGAUUGAUUUAUUUUUUUUUUUAAUGGCAAAGUUCUGUGAUUCGCAUUCAGGAAGUAACUUUGCCCUUGCUAAAAUUAUUUUACAGCUGUUUAAUUAUGAAAUGCUUGCAUGUCUGUGUUCUGGAUCGAGGUCUGAAGGUUUGAUGUUUCGGUCACAGAUAUAUCAUUUACUGUUCCAGCAGAGGGGGGGAGGGGAAACCUCCAAACCUUGGCCAAGCAAUGAGCUUUUGAAAAAUUGCCACUUGCAUGCGAUCAGCAGGGAACUGUUAAGAGUUUAGUUGCAAAAUUCUGUAAAGAUCCUGACCAUAUGGGCUGUGCUCUGUUUCAGAGCAUCAGUAGAUGAGCAGGAAUUUCCCAUAUGUCCUGCUCCAGGCACCAUUUCCAGGACUGGACAACAAGCAGAGUGCUUUGUCUCUGCUCAAAAUCACCCUCUUCUUUCUUGGGCCAUCAGAAAAAGGUAGAGGAGUUGCCAGAAACAUAAGGAGAGGAAGGCCAGGGAAGGAGGAGUUUGGGUUCAAAUCUUCCUGUAGGAGAGAAUGGGGUUGGGAGCUAUUGGGAGAUAAACAGUCUGCAUGCACAGUAGAGAUGAAGAUGGAAUGGGGACCACUUCAAAACAAGCAAAUAAUGCCUAACGAUUGUUUGGCUUAUACAUGAAAGAAGUAGAGGGGGAUGUGACGGCCAUCAAAAAAUACGAGAAUAGUGUGGGGACUUAGAAAUUUGGGACAAACUAUGUGUCAAGAAAAAGUUAGGAUAAACAUUGCAGGAAACUUAUUUCUUUGAAGUGAGCUGUGUACACUGUGGUUUAGUCUGUGAGGAAAGAUGAGGGAGCCCAGUUGGUUUAAGACAAUCACAUAUAUCCUCAGUGAAGCAAAUGCAUUUUAGGCAGCAGCAGUAUGUUAAUGUGGAGGAUGAGCUAGCUGAAGUGCUUUUUCUUCUCCCUGUAACAUCUUCUACUAGAGCAGGGCUCCAGUGGCCUUGCCUCACGUCUUGGUUUCCAGGUGCUCAUGGAUUCCUAUAUGAUCUAAUUGUAUCACAAAGCAAGAGGAGGGGAAGGGAUGCUCAAGAGGGAACAUUAUUUUGUCACUGAUUUUGUUCACGCCAAACUACAGCCUCUGUUCAUGUAUAUUGGUGCCACUCAGUUGACUUAAGUGAUCUUACAUCCAUCAAGAAUCUCAUCAUUUACAUCCUAAUAAAUCUAAUUCAGAGUUUUAUUAGUUGGAAACUAGGUUCCAGCCUGGUGCCAGGGGGAGGUGCUUUCCUUGGUGCCAGGAAGGACCUCAGCAAUGCUCAGACUGCUAUGAGGGCAUGAGGGAAAUGCCAUGGAAAAUGUGAAGAGCGAGACUGUCAUCCGCUGCACUGCUGGGGAGGCAAGCAUGGCCAGGGGCCAGCUGCUGGGGUAGGGUCUGCUGGUCCAGCAGUUCCUUCAGCCCUCCGUGGGGACCCCUGGUGCAGCAGGGCCGGUCGUUCCAGCAGGACCUCGGGCUCCGAGGGAUUAUGCUGCCUGCAUGACGUGGGAGGCCGGGUGGGGACCGAGACAUCUGGUGAGAAUUCCUCACGGCUGAGCUGUGCAUUGGGCUGGGAUGCCAAUUAAUUUAGCUGAUUUCUUUUUUGGGGUUAUUGGGAAGAGGAGGGGGGCUGGAUGCUUCAACUUUCCAGUAACUGUCUCUCCUUCAGAACAUCACUUUUGCUUUAUUUCAAGAGAAGUGAGAAAUGAUAUUUAAAUAAAUAAAUAAAUAACCACACACUAAUGUCUUUGCCUUCACAAUAACUGUACAUCUGCAAUGGUUUAUCACUGUGGUAAAAUGAGUGGGUAAUAAAGUUUUGAUGUUGGUCAUUGUA
Molecule: messenger RNA, 9434 nt
Organism: Anas platyrhynchos (mallard)
Lineage: Eukaryota; Metazoa; Chordata; Aves; Anseriformes; Anatidae
Gene: VGLL3
Product: vestigial like family member 3
Biological process (GO): regulation of DNA-templated transcription
Cellular component (GO): nucleus
Source: RefSeq, a predicted model, not a curated record